Amoebophrya sp. A25 is the source of this 4681-nucleotide messenger RNA. The record is from the annotation of a GenBank genome assembly. NCBI's taxonomy places the organism in Eukaryota, Dinophyceae, Syndiniales, Amoebophryaceae.
GUCAACAGGAUCCGAUCAAUAUUAUGAAGGUACUACUACAUUGACUACUGGGUUCACACAUGGAGUACGACUCCAAAAAAGAACUACAACUACCAUAAAAAAGAACUACCAUGGCAUGACAACGCAGUAACUCAACUACAUUGGAGAUAGAAGUACUUAGGAGAUUCUAGUUCUUCAGGAUCCACUGACCACUAGACGAAAAUGCAGGACGUUGCGCAGUGCUAUCUCGGUGUUCGCAAGCUGUGGCUAACAGGGAGACUGAGCAGUGAUCCCACCGUCUAUCGAGGGUCGCCCAGCACAGUCGAGACCGAUCCAGGCAUAUCAAUUUGGUCUGAGGUUUUUGAAGCCCGCCAAGGGACUGAAAAUACAAAUGUUGGGAACCAGCAGGGUUCUUCGUCUUCAUCGAGUACCUCCGCAGUAGCUGACGACGCGCGCGCAAUAAGAAAAACUAGAGCACCACAUUGCAAGAUCGCCUUGCUGUUACCCGGAAGCAACGAAUCAUGUAUGUUCUGGCCUGACGAGUUCAUAGACCGCUUGGUGGCCUUGUCCUAUUGUGUCGUACGCAUCGAUAAUCGUGGCUUCGGACGCAGCAGCUGGUGUCGCGAUUUUGAACGACAACCCUUUGGCAUUCAGGAUAUGCUAUGACGUUGAAAAUCUUCCAACAACGUUGACCUCUUGCCAGGCACGUCAAUCAAUCAAUCAAUCAACUUUUACCUAUCUUUAGCUUUUGCUUUUUGAGAGCCACGUAGGAAAUUCUCAUGACUUGCGUUUCUAGCUGAAAGUGCAUGCGUUUCCCAAAGUCAUUUGAGUUCCCUUUUUGUAGCUAGCCACUGUAACUACACUACUUGAACAUGAUCUAAGCAGAGCGCGAGAUGCGAUUUCGGUCCUACGGCAACGCCUUCCAGGCUUUCCAGAGAACACCGAAGAGCUUCUCAUCUGCGGCCAUAGCAUGGGUGGAAUGAUUGCGCAAGCUGUUGGUGGUCAGCUCUCUACAUCAGCAACAUUUCCUAGUAUUAAGGCCGUAGCUAAUGCAUCUUUGACUGCAUUCCUGAAACGGGGGAGUAUCCCAGUGCGAUACUCUGGCAUACUCUUCAAGGAUGCCGCUGGAAGAUGAAUUGCGGAGAGCGCUAAGAGUAACGUUCGAAUUCGGUUGGCCCUUUUAGCAACCACUCCUUACCCAGCAACAGUCGUGGAAAAUAGUAACGACGAAGCCGCCAUAGACGCUCGCUAUUUCAAGGACAAAGAAGUGCGUGAUUUGCGGACACAACUGGAACAACUGGGGAAGGAAGCAGACCGAUAUUGGGGAGGGGGCGCAGCCUUCAAGGAAAUGCAGGUAGUGCAAGGGAAACUGCUACGUCUCUUUCACGGAUCGGGGUAUCCUUUUAGCGAAGCAGAAUUCGCCGAACGACUAGACCGCGCAAUACGACGUGGGGGUGUUAUUAUGAUCCCGACUGACAAUACUAAACAUCACCAUCAUCAAUAUGUUCAUGAUGUACUCGUGUGAAGAUAUAACAUUUUGCAGUAAUUCGACGUGAUCCACCGUUGUUAGCUUCAAAGCUGCGAUCUUCAAUAUUGUACAUUAUGAAUAUUAAAUCAGAACUUCUCAAUCAUCCUCUUUAUGUUGCUUAUGUUGUAGUUGUGACCAAGCUAGUCACCGAAUACACGGAGAAACAGUCAGUCAUGAUGUUCUUGCUGGUGAUAUGACUAAGUCUAAGUAUAUUCUGACCACGUAAAAUGUCCUUCUUCAUUUCCCACACACGAUGCCCACAUCUAUUGGCGAUGCGUCAACAUGAGAAAGGCUUGCUGAUGCAGGCUUUCGAGAAGGCUUCAGCAUCUUCGGUUGUGGCUGCAGCGAUUGUGUUUCACGGUGACGGGGAUCGAGUCAUUGACAUACAGGGUGCUCACGAUUGCGCUACAAAAUAUUCAACAACGAAGAAGGUGGAGCUACAUGUGCUUUAUGAGAAUGGGGUUCCCCAGUUAGAAAGAAGUCGCGUUUACCCGAAGAACUUCUAGUAGAAGGCGUAGCCAUCUUCCCCACCCAUAACCUAUAAGCUAAAUCCAUAGCUCUUGCGCCUGUUUAAGAUUAGCCUGGCUGUGUCCUCACGCAGGACACUAAUGCGAAGACAGCGGGGGCCUGCGCCAGCCUCGGGAAAAAAGUAAUAGCAUGGCCAGGCGGUGCUGCGCCGUCCACUACGCGGAGCCACAAAGGGAGGACGGAACUACUUAGCGAAAGGGCCCCGCUUAUGGGGUCGCGGCCGCAGCUUCGUGCACUGCAGGCAGAGGCGGCCCCACGGCUUGCCGGACAUUACGCCAAACGCGAAGACGAACGCGGAAGCCUGGAAGUGGACCGCGUGCGCCUCUUUGCGCUUGCUGUCGAGCUCUUGGACCCGGCCGCGGCGGACUGGAAUCGGCGCCGCGAGUUCAGUGCUGGAAUCUGUCGCCUUAUCGCAGAGAAGGCGCAGCAUGCGCCAAAAGUGGCGCCCGGCAUCGCGAAGGCUGGCCUUGGCCCUUGGGCGCGCCGCUAGCGGGUGGGCCCUCACGCGAGGGGACAGGCGUAAGACGGUGACUGGGCCUCACUAUUAUAGCGGCCGGCGCGGAUUCCGUCCCCCGCUGCCGCAACUGUAGCGAAGAAAUUGCGCCUGUCUAAGUCGACCGCUCGACGAAGGUCCACCGACCUGGCAAAAGCGAGCGGGAAGCCUCGCGCUGUCGUCGCUUUGCCUGCGCGUGGGAUACGCUUGCAAGCACAUCGCUCGCCGCGAAAGGCUGCAACGGCUCGCACUGCGGCACUGUCAUCCGUCGGGGCUGGCUCGCUGGGAACUGAAAGAGGGCCACGCCUUGGCUGGGGCAGCUGCGGGAGACACGAGAAAGGAUAUCCAGAAGCGGCGCCAAAUGACGAGCACCAGGGGGGGCCUGGCUUCGCGGGUUAUCGGCGCGGCCCUCACGAUGGACGCGAUGCCCAUACUUGCAGCGGAGGCCGCGCGCCUAUCUAUCGCACUGGAGCACAAGCACGCGAGCGCUGCGCUGCGUUGCGACUCCGCUGGCGAAUGGCUGCAGCAGGCCGCUGCUUAUUGCAGCAACCGCAGCGGCGUCGGUAAGUGUCUCAAGUCAGAAAGGCCGCGCCGCUUUUACCUCUACCAGGCGGGCGCUCGCUGGCGUUUCCCGCGACUGGGACGCGGGGAGGAGCAGCGAGAAGAUGACCGCGCGCCGAAUCUGGGCAAGCAGUGGGGCUCUGGCGGGCUGCGCGUCUUCGCCUUGGCGAAGCACUGCGGCGGCAACAGUAAGAGAACGCCUGCCGGCCAGUCGGUGGGCCGCCUUUUGGAGAAGACGACGACCGCAGCAGAGUACUCAGCGCGUGGCUGCCGCGGUAGGGUGUGCGCAUCGUCCGGCUUGCCCAACAUUCUGCGCGUGGCUCUUGGUUAUGCUUAUGCAGGGCGGACGCGUUUGGAUGGCGCGCCCCCUCGAUGUGCUGGCCGACGCUGAGGGGGUUGGUCAGCUUUGCAGCUGGUGCCCGGUCAUCAUGCGAGAAGCGGGCGCGCGGCGGUCUGCCGUUCUUGGAGAGCGUCGCCGCGAAGAAGAGCGGCAGCGGCUGGCUGCGCUUUCUCGUCGAGGCACACAAAGACGGCGCCGAUUUUGACGCGGAUAAUGACCCCCCCGCUGCGGGGCGUUUCAGUUUCUUCAUAAAACUGGCCUGGGAAAGUUCCAAACUCUCGCGGCAUCGGAUCAAAGUGGCGCAGAGUGAAAGAUGAAAAACGCUGCCAGCAUAUGCGUGAGGCCUCGCCCCACGUGAUCAAGCUAAGGGCUGACAUUAGUCGCGGGCUGAAAGAGUGCCAGGCCAAGGCUGAAGCGCUGCGCCAGUCUUGCGCUGCGGACGCAAAGGCGAAAAACGUGACGGAAGCGGCAGACCAGAGUGGCGGAGUGGAAUGGCUUGCCACGGGCGCCAAGGUGGAGGAGCUUCAGAAGGACCCCGACGCGCAGGCAGUCCCCUCGUCCGUAGGUCGAUCGCUAUUUAUUCCCAAUGAUUAGGUCACUGACCUCCCUCGCCUCCUCCUUAACUGGCUCACUGUGAGCCGCACCCAUGUAGUCGAUUCCACCAGAGUGCCGGGGGGGUGGGGCGCCAGGGGCUGACGCGUCAACUGUGGGCCUUUAUCUGUUUCUUUAGUUGGACUAUGUUAACUUCUGCGUUUCUUCCUUGCUUUCUGCCGGGUUUUGAUCCCUCCAUCAACUGUGAGGUCAAAUAUCACAUAUACUAAGGACAUCCGGGACACCUUCCACUACAUUUCUAUAAUCGAUCGAUCUAAUCUAUCAUAGCUUAUCCUUGAAUAUGAAGAUGAUCAUUCUCCUUCCUUUCAUAAAGAGGCUGCUGCCGGACACCGGUUUGGGCCUGUGGACUGGAAAAUGAUCGCCGAAAAACUUGAGGCUUUUGUGAAUGUUGCUUGAUGUGAUUAGAAUACUUCAAUUCGACUUAAGUACAUUGAUCACGCUUGUUACAGGUGAACAGGUUAUCAUAUCGAGAAGUAGAGAAACCAUUAUACGGCCCUUCCUAGAGAAACCAUUUUAUCGAGAAGUGGAGAAACCAUGUAAAGACUGCUCUUCCUGCUGUUAUCCUAUUAAGAACGUGGCAUGCAAAUAAUGCCAAAUCGAUUAUAAGUCAGUGCAGGGACGAGGAAGGAUAGACAAAAGU